Molecule: messenger RNA, 354 nt
Organism: Cooperia oncophora
Lineage: Eukaryota; Metazoa; Nematoda; Chromadorea; Rhabditida; Trichostrongylidae
Source: the annotation of a GenBank genome assembly
AUGGCUGAGCAUUUGAUUCAGUUGGAGUCGGAUAGGCCAUAUGCAGAGUAUUUUGCAUGGAGAAAUGGAGGAUGGACAGUUGCUCCGUGGAACGCUCCCGGUUAUCGGAAUGGAUACUGUCGAUUAUGUGAACGUCUUUGGGAAGAGGAGCAACUACCGAAAGUGCUUGACUACAUCGAUUGUUCUGAAGCCUUGGUGCAUCUCGUACUUUUUCUCAACAAACUCCUUGUGAAACUUUCGUAUGAGCGAACUGACAAGGCAGCGUUCAUAGUUGGCGUCUACGCUGCAGUCCAUACAAUCAGUGGCUAUCUCGGUCUUGCAAUUUCGGUGAUGGUCCGUGAUGUAAUCGCAUAA